CCUUAGGGGGGAGGAGGGAUCCUCUGCACAACUACGGCAGGAUAACGGCUGUACUUUUCGAGCAGCGCGUUUCGCGUCGAGCAGACGGCGGAUAGAGUCUGAGCGGGUGGGGGGAGACUCCAAAAUAGCUCCCAAAGGCGAUUAGCUAUGACGGGAGGAAACAGAGGGGCUCCGCGGGAAUCUACGUGAAAAAAAAAAAGAAAAGAGAGAGCGAGGAUGAGGAUUCCUCCGGUGCAGGCGCUGGGCGCUUGCCAGACCGGGUGAAGAAGGCAGAAACCGAGAGCAAGGAAUCGCUGCGCCAGAGGAAGAAAAAUCCACCACCUGGGGCUGCAGAGUAGGACCUCUGUGCAGGUUCCCCGCGGCCGUCGGCAGGGUGGAGCUUCCUGACCCAUGGAGAAUUACUUCCAAGCCGAGGCCUUCAACCUGGACAAGGUGCUGGACGAGUUCGAGCAGAACGAAGAUGAAGCAGACACGUCGAUUCUCUCGGACGCCAAGUGGACGCAGAUCCUGGCCCCGCCCGCCCACAUGCUGUCGCUGAACCCCGCUCUGGCCCACGCAGACCUCAGCCCCCGGGAGAGCCCCCUCCCCUUCAAGACGCCUCCCGACUCGUCCGGCGCCUCCUCGCCGUCGGACCCGAAAAGACAGCCGGGCCCCGAGCCUCCGUCCUGGGCGGAGGAGCGGCCGGCGGACGUCCACAGUCCGCCUCUCCCUCAGCCCAACAUCGGCAAGCUGGUGGGCGCCGACGACCCGUCGCCUCCGCCCGUCACGCCAUGCAGGGCGGUGGAGAACGGCGGAGAAACCCGCUCCCCUGCUGACGUCCAGCUCGGUAACGAGGAGGAACCCGGCGAGAGGCCCUCCUCGGCGGAAGGCGGAGCCCCUCGCUUUACGUUCGAGACGGGCUCGGCGCCGGGGCGGACUCCUUCUGGAAACAGUCGUCCAGAUGCGUCUCCCGCAGCUCAAAACGGAGAGGAGGUGAAGGAUGAGGGCGACACGCCGGCUUCGCAGGACUUUGAGCGGGAAGGAAAACGUUUCAGUUCAGAGGAGCACGGAGAAGGUGGGAGUCGAAGCGUCCAGGCGGAGGACGGCGCUCCGUCUCCCUGUGGAGGGGAGGGAGCGGAGGAGGAGGAGGAGGACAGAAAAGGCGGUCCAACGGGACAGAUGGAGCAGCAGUGUAGGACAAGAAGCCUUCCUAACGGCCUGGAGGUUGAGAACGGAGGCGGUCCGAAGAUCAAGGACGGCGAGGACUUUUCUCCCUCUCCUGUCCCCUCCAAGGAGGAUUCUGUGACCGAGGAGAAGGAGAUGGAGGAGAGCAAGCAGGAGAUCAGCGACGGCGGCGGCGGGUCCGGUAGCAUCAACCAACCAAAGGUCAACAACAGCCGGCUGCAGCCUGUGAGCGUUCCCUACGGCGGCGCGCGGCCCAAGCAGCCCGUCAGCCUCAAGCUCCAGAUCCCCCAGCCUCUGUCGGGUCAGAACCAGAACCAGAACCAGCUCGGCGCCAAGAACAAGAACACGGAGAACCACUGUCCCAGAGGCGCGCCGGCCGACCCGUCGCCCGGCGGGACGGCCCAGGGUUCGGCCGGCGCCAACGGGGACGGGGGGACCCGCGCCGCCCCGCCGCCGUCCUCAGAGAGCCCCGACAACGACCUGCAGGCCGGCCAGCAGGGGGCGCUGCACAGGAAGCUGGGAGAGCUGGCUCCUGUGUGGGUGCCCGACUCCCAGGCCCCGGCCUGCAUGAAGUGUGACGUCAGGUUCACCUUCACCAAGAGGAGGCACCACUGCAGGGCCUGCGGCAAGGUGUUCUGCGCGGCGUGUUGCAGUCUGAAGUGCAGGCUGGCCUACAUGGACAGGAAGGAGGCCCGCGUCUGCGUCACCUGUCAUUCCGCCCUGACCAGCGUCCAAUCAGCGGAGACGGCAGCUCCCGCAGUCAGUCAGAGUCCGAACCCGAACAACCCCGCCGAGUACUGCUCCACCAUCCCCCCCCUGCAGCAGGCUCAGGCCUCCGGGGUGCUCAGUUCGCCUCCUCCCACUGUCAUGGUGCCCGUGGGGGUCCUGAAGCAGCCCGGCAACGAGAGCUCCCUGUCACGGGACCAGCGGCGGGUGUGGUUCGCCGACGGGGUCCUGCCAAACGGAGACGCAGCCUCCUCCUCCAAAGCCUCCUCCUCCGUCCCGGUGUCCUCCCAGUCCCGGCCCGCCUCCACAUGCUCCAAUAAAUCCUCCACAUCCGAGUCGUCAGAGGCAGCCCUCACCCCCGUCGCCCCGGCGGCCUGCCCAGUGGGCAGCGCCCUCAGCCUGAUCCCGGAGGACGGGCUCCCUCCCAUCCUCAUCUCCACCGGAGUCAAAGGAGGUACGGGAGGCCACAUCACAGAUUACGCGGUGGAGGAGAGGCCGUCGGAGAUCGUCCUCAUGCAGCAGCUGGAGGAGGGAGGCCCAGACCCCCUGGUCUUUGUGCUCAACGCUAACCUUCUUGCCAUGGUCAAGCUUGUCAACUAUGUCAACAGGAAGUGCUGGUACGUGACGACGAAAGGCAUGCACGCCGUCGGCCAAGCUGAGGUGGUCAUCCUGCUCCAGUGUCUCCCCGACGAGAAGACCGUCCCCAAAGACAUCUUCAGCCACUUUGUGCAGCUCUACCAGGAGGCCCUAAGUGGCAACGUGCUGAGCCACCUGAGCCACGCGUUCUUCACGCAGAGCUUCCUGGGCAGCAAGGAGCACGGCGGCUUCCUCUACAUCAGCCCCUCCUUCCAGUCGCUGCAGGACCUGCUGCUGCCCAACCCGCCCUUCCUCUUCGGCGUCCUCAUCCAGAAGUGGGAGACGCCGUGGGCCAAGGUCUUCCCCAUCCGCCUCAUGCUGCGGCUGGGAGCAGAGUACCGAUUUUACCCGUGCCCGCUGUUCAGCGUUCGCUUCAGGAAGCCUCUCUUCGGAGAGACCGGCCACACCAUCAUGAACCUGCUGGCGGACUUCCGUAACUACCAGUACACGCUGCCGGUGGUGAAGGGCCUGGUUGUGGACAUGGAGGUGAAGACGACCAGCAUCAAGAUCCCCAGCAAUCGCUACAACGAGCUGAUGAAGGCCAUGAAUAAGUCCAAUGAGCACGUGCUGGCCAUGGGCGCGUGCUUCAACGAGCGCGCCGACUCCCACCUGGUGUGCGUCCAGAACGACGACGGCAACUACCAGACCCAGGCCAUCAGCAUCCACCACCAGCCCCGGAAAGUCACUGGAGCCUGCUUCUUUGUGUUCAGCGGCGCUUUGAAAGCCUCGUCGGGCUUCUUGGCCAAGACCAGCAUUGUAGAAGACGGUGUGAUGAUCCAGAUCACGGCGGAGACUAUGGAUUCUCUACGGCAAGCCCUGAGGGACAUGAAAGACUUCAGCAUAACCUGCGGCAAGGCGGACCAGGAGGACAACCCGGAGGUCGUCCACAUCCUGUGGACAGAAGACGACCACAACUUCAACAAAGGCGUCAUCAGCCCGAUCGAUGGAAAAUCCAUGGAGUCCAUCACCAGCGUGAAAAUCUUCCACGGCUCCGAAUUCAAAGCCAACGGCAAAGUCAUCCGCUGGACGGAGGUGUUCUUCCUUCAGAGCGAGGACCAACCCGGCGGGCUGAGCGAUCCGGCCGACCACAGCCGGCUGGCGGAGAACGUGGCGCGAGCUUUCUGCAUGGCUCUGUGUCCACACCUGAAGCUGCUGAAGGAGGACGGCAUGGCCAAGCUGGGCCUGAGGGUCACGCUGGACUCUGACCAGGUGGGAUACCUGGCAGGAAGCAACGGCCAGCCUCUGCUGCCGCAGUACCUGAGCGACCUGGACAGCGCCCUGAUCCCCGUCAUCCACAGCGGGGCCUGUCAGCUGAGCGAGGGCCCCGUCGUCAUGGAGCUGGUCUUCUACAUCCUCGAGAUCAUCUCCUAGGGGCCCCCAAAGGGUCCCACUGACUCGCAGACUUGACGUCUCCUCCUUUUUGAACGCCAUCUCACAGCCUGAGCCUCCUUUUUAUCCUCCUCCAGCCGUUCGCGCCUCAAACAGAACCACAAAACUGUGCCGGGCCGGGCCGGGUAGCAUUCCUCUAGUCGAACCUAUGCAUCCACCCACCGUCUGUUUCAGUGUCCGAGGAAGCCGAGCAGAGUCUGUCCCCAUGGCCACGCUCCGCCCGCCGAGACCUUAAAGCUUACAAAUCCACAACACAUUUAAUACGCUGAAAUAAGUGAAGAUGAGCUGAUGUGAAAAUCCAGUUUGGAGACGAGCGAUGCGAGCGCUUCCUGUUAUAUUAACAGCGGCGUGUCGGAUCAAACGCGCAGGACUCCAGCGUCAAACAGCCCAGAUGUCAGAGAGCGGCUCAGAUCGCUUAAACAACGAAAGCAGAAACCGCUGCUUCUUCAGUCCAAUCAACGCUACCAUCGCCUGUUUUUAAGGCUGAGAGUUAUUUAAUAAUGCUAAUUUAAAAAAAAAUCGUAUUAGAUCAGAUGUCAAUUUUUUUAUUAUUUCUUCAGUGAAAUCUCUAAUUAUUCUGUAACAAAGCACAUAAAAAUAGACUAAAGCAACCGUUGUGCUACAGUGCCUUGCCAAAGCAUUCAACCAACGUCUCCACAGUACAGCCACAGACGUCUUUGUAUUUCUUUGGGAUUUUAUGCGAUGGACCAACACAACAGUGCAUUAUUUGGAAGUGGAGGAAAAAAGGAUCCAUAAAUAAUAAGGAAGACACAAGACUCAGCGGUUUAUCUCUGUUCAGAACCUGAAAGUAAAACCUUCCAGAACCACUUUUUGCUGCGUGUCUUUACCAGCUUUGGACAUCGAGAGGCUUAAAUUGUUUGCCCGUUCUUUACAGAAACGUCUCUGUAACAUUUUAUUUUCGGGGUUUUACCACAGAUUCCCGGAUUCACAUCUGGACUUUGACUAGGUCGUUCUAUCACAGCUUAUUUUCCACUGCACAUUGCUGUUGAUCUGCCACAUAAAAUACGUGACGUUUGUGGCUGCAACCAGAACAAAACGUCACAAAGGACUAUAGACGGUUUAAGAACAAUAUAAAAAAAAAAAAAAAGAAGCUGGGAUUAGUUUUCCCACAUGGAUCCAGAGUCUGCGGCUGGGUGUGGGGGACAGACCUGACGGCUUCCUCGGCGUCUUACGGGACGCCGCUCCAAUGUCACUGUGUCAGCCAGAGGCCCCCGAACCGAUGCACUCUGGGUAAAACCUGCCUCUGUGUAGCACGGAUGCUGUUGCAUAUCCAUCGCUUGGAUGGAAAAGGGAUCAUUGGAGGUGGAGGAAGGUGCAUAAGUGAGGUGAUUAUUUUUAUUUAUCUAUUUUUUUUUUUUUUUUUUUUGCACCGUGGUGCUCAGUGCCUGCAGCAACGAAUCAUCAAGGGAAGAAGAAGAAGAAGAAAUCAUGUUGGCUUCACUUCUUUAAGCUUUACUCAUCAGUCACCAAAUACUUUGUCACCAACAAUUGCAUAGACUUGUGUGUGUAUAUAUAAAUAUAUAAAUAUAUUUUUUUUAAAGAGCGAUUUCUUCCUCCGGUCUUUAGCCCACCUGUGGCCUCCAGAGGUGCCAGUAUUAGUGAGCGUCACAGACUCCCACCAUCCUGUUAGCAAAACCGUAAAAAAAAAGUCCAACUGUACAUAAAGAGGCAAAUCAAGCUUUCCGUUUCUUCAGCAGCAUCCCGUCAUCUUUCAUACGAACUGUUAAAAAUGUAAAGAUAUAUAAAUAUAUACAGUAUAUAUAUAUAUAUAUAUGAAGAGAUAUAAAAACUAAUUGCAGAAGCAGUGCACUGGAGUCUAAGCCAUUUACAGGAGUCGAGCGACGGGGUGCCGCCAUGUCCUGGAAGGUUAUUUCAGAUGCAAACCUUCCUGCAGAAACCAGAAAACGACCCGAGGCUGAAUGUAUUUCAUCUCCCAUUUCCUGCGUCCUUCCAAAGCCCUGGAAACAAAGACUCCGCAGCAGCGGCGGCGGCGGCGCGUUUUCAGGACCAAUCCACUGUUGUAGUGCAGCUAUGAAGAGAGAUCAGGUGUGUCUGCUCCUGAACCUGCGUCCUCCUCCAGCAACUCGGACUUACGGAUGAAAUCUACGAAUGUAUUCUUCUCGUUUUUGUUCCCACCAGACUAACCGCGCGCGUACACAAAAAAAUAAAAUAAAAACCUGUACAGUAAUCAUUCUGUGACAUUUCACUCUAAUGAUUAACAGAAGGGACAGUUUGAGAGGUUUUCUCAUGGCAUUUGUUAAAGGAAGGAAAAGUUAGACAAUCUGUUGAAAAUCUGCAGAAGAGCCAACAUUUCACACCUUUAGUUUCCUUCGGGUAUUUUAGGAGCUCCUGUAACGGUGAUUUAAA
Fundulus heteroclitus (mummichog) is the source of this 6303-nucleotide messenger RNA. RefSeq names its product zinc finger, FYVE domain containing 9a (gene zfyve9a). Gene Ontology annotation, biological process: endosomal transport. Gene Ontology annotation, cellular component: early endosome membrane. The transcript is spliced from 19 exons. The record is from RefSeq and is a predicted model, not a curated record. Lineage: Eukaryota; Metazoa; Chordata; Actinopteri; Cyprinodontiformes; Fundulidae. Gene Ontology annotation, molecular function: metal ion binding. Bases 391 to 3897 code for a protein of 1168 amino acids.